AUGCUCCAUGAAAGGUCGCUGCCUCCCUGUGCUAUGAUCCCGCGGAGCUUGGUUUCGGCGGUCGCAGACGAAGGUCAGGCCACGGGGGGCGCUCGUGACGGAGGAGAUUGGGCUGGCACCACGCCUCGUAUCAGUCAAAAGGUCAGAGCACCUUUGCCUUCAGGACCUUUCAAGAAUGACCAGAAGAUGGUUGACGACAUCAACGCUUCCCAGACGUCAUGGAAGGCUAAGGUCUAUGAAAAACAUGAGAAGUACUCCGUCGAAGAGAUGUUCCUCCGCGCGGGAGGUCCCGGCAGCGUCCUCCCCAACCCCCCCUCCCCCGCCCCCGCGACCCCCGAGCAGAAGGCCCGCGUCUCCUUCCUGCCGGAGAACUUCGACUGGCGUGACGUGGAGGGCGUGAACUACGUGAGCGCCGUCAGGGACCAGGCUGCGUGCGGCUCCUGCUACAUCUUCACCUCCUUGGCUCAGCUGGAGGCGCGCCUGAGGAUCGCCACCCGCAACCAGCGCCAGGACGUCUUCUCCACGCAGGACGUGGUAUCCUGCUCCCUCUUGUCCCAAGGAUGCGCCGGCGGCUUCAACUACCUCAUAGCCGGACGAUACGCGAUGGAGCAGGGCGUCGUGGCGGAUGAAUGCAACCCCUACACUGCACAGGACGACUUGUGCGAUACGGACACCACCUGCGCGCGCACCUACGUGAGUGAUUACCAGUACGUCGGCGGUUACUACGGGGCUUGCAACGAGGAGCUCAUGAUGCAGGCACUGGUGGAGAAUGGGCCAUUGUCUCUUGCUUACAUGGUCUACGACGAUUUCCAUAACUACGACGGAGGAAUCUACCACCAUACUGGAUUUAAGAAUGAGUUUAAUCCGCUGGAGAUGGUGAGCCACGCCGUCCUGCUGGUGGGCUACGGCGUCGACAACGCUACAGGCGAGAAGUACUGGACGUGCAAGAACUCGUGGGGCGCGGACUGGGGCGAGGACGGCUACUUCAGGAUCAGGAGGGGAACCAACGAGUGCUCCAUCGAGUCCAUGGCCUUCGAUGCCACUGUCAUUCCCUAAGGAGGACCCUGAACAGAUGUUUCGACAGCUGUUUUGCUGUUCGUGUUAAAUGUCGAGUAAAAAUAUUUUAUGUAU
Penaeus indicus is the source of this 1131-nucleotide messenger RNA. RefSeq names its product dipeptidyl peptidase 1-like. The transcript is spliced from 7 exons. Gene Ontology annotation, molecular function: cysteine-type endopeptidase activity. The record is from RefSeq and is a predicted model, not a curated record. Gene Ontology annotation, cellular component: lysosome. Lineage: Eukaryota; Metazoa; Arthropoda; Malacostraca; Decapoda; Penaeidae. Bases 1 to 1056 code for a protein of 351 amino acids.